AAAUUAGCAAGAAAACGGAGCGCUCCACCAUGGCUGAUGUCUCAGACUCUUUGACGGUCGAUUUGUCGAAAAUGCCAGGCCAGACUUUCCAUCGCAAAGCGCUCAAUGGAUUCAAAAUCCAGCUGAAGGCCAUGUUGAUCGAUACGUCGGUGAACAGCGUGGCAACCGUACUCGCGAAUCUAUACCAAAGCUUCUAUGAAUCGGCGGUGAGGUGCCUUGAAUAUGCACGCGUGCUGUCCAAGGUGCGGACAACGUGUUCGAGCUUGCUUAUCAGUAUGUCAAAUCCUUGGCCGAAUGGCGGCCAGACAAGCGGGUGCAGCCCACAUUGUGCAGUGCAUGGUCGAUCGCAGCUGCGCCAGCUAGCACUAGCCAUCAAGUUUGCUGACGAUGUGUUCAACAAUUAGAGACGGUGGAAAACAUGAUCGCAUUAGCGUUUGUGAUGGUCCAGCGACGUGCUCGCUCGCGUGUUGAGAGGCGAGCACAAGCUGUGCAGGGCGUCAUCUCGCGCCGGCAGCUCCAGUGGCUGGCCAGCAAGGCCUUCCAGACAGCGUUUCAGCGCCGGCAGACGCAGCAUCGAGUGCUAUUGAAGUGGCUUGGAGCUUCUCUGGCAGCCGUCCGCAUGUCGAGCACGACAGAGAGGGGCAUGCUUGAGGCGGCUAUUCGUCGGUGUCAAGGACAAGGGAUUGUGGACGACUGAUGAACGAUUGAUGACCCAGGACGAGAGAACAAAGAUCGGUGCUGAAAGGGGGGG
Molecule: messenger RNA, 751 nt
Organism: Cucurbitaria berberidis CBS 394.84
Lineage: Eukaryota; Fungi; Ascomycota; Dothideomycetes; Pleosporales; Cucurbitariaceae
Exons: 4
Coding region: 30-404 (124 amino acids)
Source: RefSeq, a predicted model, not a curated record